UGUGAGCAACUUUACUGUGUUUGUACAGCAGCACGUGUUGGGUCACCUGUGGAGCCGCGGCUACCGGGUGUCUAGUCAGAAGUGGGAGGUGGCGGCAGCUGCAUUCACGCACUUGGAGCAUGUUCUGGACCUGGCGACCCGUGGGUCGCUCCCGCCCCCGCUCCCCGCCGGGGAAGCGGCAGCCGCGGCCAAGCACCCGCCCGGCUACCUCAUCAUGCACGACCUGCUAGGCGGCGGCCCCGCCUACGCCGCUCUGCUGCACAUCCUUUCCCCCGGCUACGCCUCCCUCACGGCUCUUCAGAGCCAGAGUGACGAGGUGGGUCCGCGCGAGGAGGCGGUGCUGGCAGGGCUGCGGGUGGUGAAUGCGGCGCUGCGGCUGGACGUGCCGUUUGUGGAGCACCUGGCGCGGAUGAAUGUGAACAACAGGUACCAGCCGCUGCACCAGAAGCUCAUCUCCACGGGGGGUGUACGACAGAUCGCCGUACUGCUGCAGUACGUGUGCUACCCGGACAGCGCGGAAAUCCAGGUGGAGGCGAUCCGGCUGGCGCUGGAGCUGUCGCAGCGGCUGCCCAAUCUGGUGGAAAUGCUGGCGGG
This is a messenger RNA of Astrephomene gubernaculifera, 594 nucleotides long. The record is from the annotation of a GenBank genome assembly. Lineage: Eukaryota; Viridiplantae; Chlorophyta; Chlorophyceae; Chlamydomonadales; Astrephomenaceae.